AUGGCGAUAUGUUUCGACCCUAGAAAGCUUGAGAACAUUAUACACAACGUCGAUCAGCCGCUGCUGCCGCUGCGUUCAGCGUCAUCUGCCGUCCACCGUCCCAACUGCCGCGUGACGCCCUUGGUCGCGCCGACGCCUCGCGUCCCGACGCUUGUCUCUGACGAAAGCCCCGCCCGUUUCCGGCCCGAUGGAUGCCAGUAUCUUGGCAGCCAUGGACAAGGAUGCGCUCAAGAAGCAGAUCGAGAAUAUGAAAUACCAGGCGGCCAUGGAACGUUGGCCGCUCUCCAAGUCUAUCGCAGCUGUACAUAA
This is a messenger RNA of Acanthoscelides obtectus, 309 nucleotides long. The record is from the annotation of a GenBank genome assembly. Lineage: Eukaryota; Metazoa; Arthropoda; Insecta; Coleoptera; Chrysomelidae.